Panicum hallii is the source of this 2593-nucleotide messenger RNA. RefSeq names its product exocyst complex component EXO70A1. Gene Ontology annotation, molecular function: phosphatidylinositol-4,5-bisphosphate binding. NCBI's taxonomy places the organism in Eukaryota, Viridiplantae, Streptophyta, Magnoliopsida, Poales, Poaceae. Gene Ontology annotation, biological process: exocytosis. The record is from RefSeq and is a predicted model, not a curated record. The coding region runs from base 181 to 2184 and encodes 667 amino acids. Gene Ontology annotation, cellular component: exocyst. The transcript has a single exon.
AACCAAACUCCCCCUCAAACCUCUCUCUCUCCCCUCCAGUCUCCACCUGCAAUCCGAGAGGAAGGAGCCGGUUCCAGUGAGAGGGGGAGAGGGGAGCGGAGAGGGAGUGGGAGAAGGGGGGAGGCUCCGGCAUCCGGCAUUGCGUGCCGGGCCCCGCCGAUUCGUGCGGCGGCGGCGGUGAUGGAUCAGGAGGAGGAGGACCGCGUGGCGGCGAGCCUGGCGGCGGCGCGGCGGACGCUGCGGGCGGGGGUGGAGAAGUCGCGGGCGCUGGGGCACGCGCUGGCGCGAGCGGGGCCCCGGCUGGAGGAGAUCCAGGUGGCGCUGCCGGCGCUGGAGGCGGCGGUGCGCCCGAUCCGCGCGCCGCGGGGGGAGCUCGCGGCCGCGGGGCCCCACAUCGACCGCGCCGUGGGCCCCGCCGCCGCGGUGCUCAAGGUGUUCGACGCCGUGCACGGGCUCGAGCCGCCGCUUCUGGCGCCCGGCGGCGCGCGCGGGGAGGACCUGCCCGGGUACCUCGCCGUCCUGGCGCAGCUCGAGGAGGCGCGCCGCUUCCUCGCCGGCAACUGCGGCCUCGCCGCGCAGUGGCUCGCCGACAUCGUCGAGUACCUCGGCGACCGCGACCUCGCCGACCCGCGCUUCCUCGCCGACCUCGGGGUCACGCUCGACGGGCUCAGGGCGCCCGACGGCGACCUCGACGGCGGGCUCCUCGCCGCCGCCCUCGAUAUCCUCGAGGCCGAGUUCCGCCGCCUCCUCGCCGACCACUCCGCGCCGCUCGCAAUGCCGAAGCCCGGGGCCGCAGUGGCGCCGGCCCGCGUGCCCGCCGCCGCCGUCCACAAGCUCAGUCUCAUCCUCGAUCGCCUCGUGGCCAACGGCAGGCAGGACCGCUGCGUGGCCGCUUACAUUGAUGCGCGAGGGAGCGUGGUGAGCGCGAGUCUAGGUGCUCUCGGCCUUGACUACUUGCGCGAUCCGGCGCAGGACGCGCAGGCGUUGGGACCUGCCCUUGAGAUGUGGGGGCGGCAUUUGGAGUUUGUGGUGCGCCGCCUCCUCGAGUCGGAGCGGCAGCUCUGUGCCAAGGUGUUUGGCCAGCACAAGGAUGCUGCAUCUGCGUGCUUCGCGGAGGUUGCAGCGCAGGCCGGCGUUCUUGAUUUCUUGAGGUUUGGCCGUGCAGUUGCCGAUGCCAAGAAGGACCCCAUCAAGCUCCAGCGGUUGCUGGAGGUGUUUGAUUCGUUGAAUAAGCUGCGGCUGGACUUCAAUAGGUUGUUCGGCGGUAAGGCGUGUGCAGAGAUUCAGAGCCAGACAAGGGACCUUGUGAAGCUGUUGAUAGAUGGUGCCGUUGAGAUCUUUGAGGAGUUGAUUGUUCAGGUGGAGCUCCAGAGGCACAUGCCUCCCCCAUCUGAUGGGGGUGUGCCGCGCUUAGUUACCUUUGUUGUCGAGUACUGCAACCGGCUGCUUGGUGAUCAAUACAGACCGGUGCUUGGGCAGGUGCUCACCAUCCAUCGCAGCUGGCGCAAAGAGGUGUUCAAUGACAGGAUGCUUGUUGACGCAGUGCUUAAUAUUGUCAAGGCCCUCGAAGCUAACUUUGAUGUUUGGUCCAAGGCGUAUGACAAUGCUAUGCUGUCGUAUCUCUUCAUGAUGAACACACAUUGGCAUUUCUUUAGGCAUUUGAAGGCUACCAAGCUAGGUGAGAUCUUGGGUGAUGUGUGGCUGCGAGAGCAUGAACAAUACAAGGAAUACUAUUUGUCGAUGUUUAUCAGGGAGAGCUGGGGAGCACUUUCCCCACUACUGAACCGGGAGGGAUUAAUAUUGUUCUCGAAGGGCCGAGCCACAGCAAGGGACCUGGUGAAGCAGCGCCUCAAAACAUUCAAUUCAAGCUUUGAUGAGAUGUAUUGCAGGCAAUCAUCGUGGAUUAUACCGGACAAGGAUCUGCGGGAGAAGACGUGUAAUCUUGUGGUACAGACAAUCGUUCCUACUUACCGGAGCUACUUGCAGAACUAUGGGCCACUUGUGGAGCAAGAGGGAAAUACUGGCAGGUAUGUAAGGUUCACUGUCGAUGGUAUGGAGAAGAUGCUCAGUGCGCUCUACAUGCCCCGUCCCAGGAGGUCUGCAAGCAUCCAAAUCAGGCACUCGAGUAGCAAGAUUGACAGUGCGAUGACUGGGUUGCAUCGGAGUGCUUCUGCAGUGAAAUAGCUUCUGUUGAAGAACCCAAAGAUUGGAUCCAGUAUUAUGCAGUGACUGGUAUGCGGUAAAUGAUUCAUUUGAACCGGUCAGUGAAGAGUCCCCCGCCGGAUAGGCAGCCCAAUAAUGGACCAAUGAUGAUAGCAGUGGUGGCAUAUGAACAUAAACUCCUCUUUAGUUAGCAUGAGAAGAGAAGAUGGCGUGAUCGUUCCUCCGCUCCUAUUUGAGAUGUUACUUCCUCCUGGGCUAUCUUCUCUUGUUUUUGUACUUCUAGUGUCCCCAGACACCAUAUCAUUCAUUUGGAGGAUAUUCAAUCAGCUGUGUAGUGUAUGUAAAAUCUGUUGUAUUUUGAGCUCAUUAUAUGUAGUGGAUUAUAUGGAAACAUAAUUCAAUUUCAAGGAACUGGGAAUCUUGGUUGCUA